AUCACACAGAUGUUCUCAUGGAAGAGCUGCAGUCGCUGAAAUUCAAGCUUCCGAAGGAGCCACAGAGGCGAUAUCGUAAACUCCAACUCUUUUGAUCCUUGCUGUGUUCCGUAGCACGCAGUAUCAACGUGUGCUCGGAGCAGAGAAGGCUUGGUUUAUUAAUGAAACUGCAGCUUGACGUUAACUCCACGUAUUGGUUACCGUUUUCUGCAUAGAACAAUCAUGGCAGAAACUCAAGAAGAGAUGUCUCCACUUGAGGUGAAAGUGGCACGACAAAUAGAGUACUACUUUGGAGAUCACAAUCUUCCGAGGGACAAAUUUCUCAAAGAACAGGUGCAGCUUGAUGAUGGCUGGGUGACUUUGGAGACGAUGAUCAAAUUCAACAGACUGAAGACUUUAACUACAGACAGCAGUGUCAUUGUAGCGGCGCUCCAGAAAUCAAAAACUGGCCUGUUGGAAAUCAGUGAAGACAAGACAAAAGUCAGGAGGUCUCCAAACAAACCCUUACCUGAACAGAAUGAUGAAUACAGAGAUGCUCUUAAGCAAAAGUCUGUGUACAUUAAAGGGUUCCCGCUCAAUACUACUCUUGAUGAGAUUCAAGAGUGGUUGAAUGGAAAAGGUGCCAUAGAAAACAUUCAGAUGAGGAGAACCCUGCUAAGGCAGUUCAAGGGAUCAGUGUUCAUCUGUUUUGACACAGAAGAGUCAUCCAAGCAGUUCCUACAACGCUCAGACAUAAAAUCAUUCAAAGACAAUGAGAUGCUUGUGUUAUCCAGAGAAGACUACCAUGCAAAGAAACUUGAAGAGCGGAAACAGUCCAGAGCAGAGACAAAAUCAAAAGCUAAACGGGAAAAGGCGCAACAGCAAAAGGAUGCAGAAGAGAAAGAAAUGGGUCUGCUUUUGGAUGAACAGACAGGUUGCCUGUUGAAGUUUUCAGGGGAUCUUGAAAAUGUUUCAAGAGAGGACUUUCACGAGUUGUUCUCUGGUCAUGGAAAGAUAAAGUGGGCUAACUUUACAAGAGGGGCCAAAGAGGGCACCCUCCUUUUCGAUGGAAAUGCAAAGGAGGCAUUCGACAAGGCCAAAGAGGCAAAUGGAGGGGAGCUGAAAAUCAAAGAUAACAGUGUUACAUGGCAGGUGCUCGAGGGAGAGGAGGAGAAAGAGGUACUGAAGGAGAUCAUUGAAGCUCAACAGGAGUCUUUCAACAGAUUCAAGGGCAGAGACAGGGGAAGAUCAGGUGGCAGAGGAAGAGGACGACGAAGGGGCAGAGGUGGUAAAGAUCAAGGCAGAACUCGGUUCCAAGGCAAAAAGAUGAAAUUUGAUAGUGAUGAUGAUGAGGAGGAGGAUGCACCCGCGGCCCCAAAGAGAGAGCUAGAAGACGCUGAAGGCCCUGCAGCAAAGGUUGCCAAAACUGAAAAUGGAUCAGAAUCAUGAAGUCACAACCAGAAUUUUUCUUUUGUGAAAACAUUUAUUCGAAAUGGUGAAAAUGCAGAGGCAACUUAAAUCCAUUCCAGUGGAAGCUUCAGGCUUUGGCGAAUCGUAGGAAAUCCACCUGGAUGUCAACCUAGAGGAGAUUUGUAAAGCUUGGCAUCAGUUUUCAGCCUUUUAAGUACUCAUAUUGUGCCUCUAUCAUGAUUUGUGUACCUAUGUUUCUCUUUAGAUAUUUUGAUUUUAUGUUCAACAUUAAGUCUAAUUUAAUUUCAUCAGGACAUUUUAGUUGGUUUUGUACAACCUGUGUGACAACUAGUCUGUGCUCCACUUUUUUUUUCUUGUACAAUUCCUGCACUUAGUGAUAAGAUCAUCGGCUUUGCUAUUUUUUAAGUUUGUAUAAGCGAAUAGCAAAUAAAUCCUAAAAAAUGUAACCAAGAUCUGGUUGAAUGUGGUUUGUCAAAUACAACCUGAGAC
Monopterus albus (swamp eel) is the source of this 1899-nucleotide messenger RNA. It is a transcript of the gene ssb, whose product is annotated as small RNA binding exonuclease protection factor La. Bases 223 to 1428 code for a protein of 401 amino acids. Lineage: Eukaryota; Metazoa; Chordata; Actinopteri; Synbranchiformes; Synbranchidae. The record is from RefSeq and is a predicted model, not a curated record. Gene Ontology annotation, biological process: tRNA processing; positive regulation of translation. Gene Ontology annotation, cellular component: cytoplasmic stress granule; ribonucleoprotein complex; cytosol. Gene Ontology annotation, molecular function: mRNA binding. The transcript is spliced from 12 exons.